This is a messenger RNA of Pseudovirgaria hyperparasitica, 949 nucleotides long. RefSeq names its product peptidyl-prolyl cis-trans isomerase H. NCBI's taxonomy places the organism in Eukaryota, Fungi, Ascomycota, Dothideomycetes, Acrospermales, Acrospermaceae. Gene Ontology annotation, biological process: protein peptidyl-prolyl isomerization. The coding region runs from base 68 to 601 and encodes 177 amino acids. The transcript is spliced from 2 exons. The record is from RefSeq and is a predicted model, not a curated record. Gene Ontology annotation, cellular component: intracellular membrane-bounded organelle. Gene Ontology annotation, molecular function: peptidyl-prolyl cis-trans isomerase activity.
GCGCAAAUUCACGGGUGCAACACGAUAUUCUGCCACUGCCUUCCUUUCAGACCAUAACCGCGACGACAUGGCGGUAGAGACUCCCACGGAUCCUGUCGUCUUCCUAGACGUGACGCUUGGAGGCGAACCCCUCGGCCGCAUCUUCAUCACCCUCCACGCGCAAACCACGCCCCGCACCGCCGAAAACUUCCGCGUCUACUGCACCGGCGAAACCCGCUCAGCCACGAACCAGCCGCUCGGCUACAAGGGCGCGCGCUUCCACCGCGUCCUGCCCUCGCUCAUGGUCCAGGGCGGCGACUUCCUGCACGGCGACGGCAGCGGCUUCACCAGCACGUUUGGCCCCACGACGUUUGCGGACGAGGACCUGACGGGCAAGCACGAGGUUGGGGCGGUGAGCAUGGCGAAUCGCGGGCCGGAUACGAAUGGGUGUCAGUUUUUCAUCGUCACGGGUGAGGAGGCGAAGGUGUUUGAUGGGAAGCAUGUUGUGUUUGGACAUGUGAGUGGGGGCAUGGAUGUGGUGAGGAAGAUUGCGGGCGUGCGGUGUGGGGUGAAUAAGAGGCCGUUGUUGGACGUUGUCAUCUCGCAGUGUGGUGAGAUGUGAAUGGGUCAGGGGAUGUAGAGGGUUUUCUUAAGGUACGGUGGGCUUGCUGCUUUUAUGCCUUGUAGCUCAGGCCGAACGAACACAGCCGAGAUGGAUCGUCUCGCGAAAAGUAAGGUGCCGAAAAUGAGUGGGAACAGAGUCCGGGUCCAAUGAAUGUUCACACGACGAUUCGGGCUAUUCGUGGAUGAGAAGGGCCAUCAUGGGCACAAAGUUUGGGUCAAAAUAAUGUUUGCAGUUAUCGAGGCCCUUUGUGCUUGUCUUUCAACUUCAUUACAGGUGUAGUUCCACCCAAUUUUAGCUAGUCUAACUGUGAUGCUGGAUGACUUUCUCGUCGCUUGGCCAGAAGCG